AUGUUUAUUGUGAUAGUUUUGAUUAUAAGAACAAUUCUGGCACAUCUUCAUCAAAAAGAAGUUGAAAAGACGACAACUAUAUUUGCAAUGAAAUUAUCAAAUGUUAAUUUCAUAUUACUUCGUGGGGGAAUAAGCGUGCAGAGUAAAGAAAUUGAUUUUAAUUCAGACAUCGAAGAAAUGCCAGUUAAUGAAGAAACCAAACAGACUUUUUGUGUUGGAAAUUCAUCGAAAAAUGUUGUUAAAAUUCAAUUCACAAUUUCUUCAAAAAACAACAAAUUAACAAUCAGAUUUGAUCCAGAAAUAGUUGUGUUGAAAAGUGGGUUUGCUUGCGAAUUUUCAAUAUAUUUAACACCACAGUGUACUUGUCAUAUCACUGAUACCAUUCAAAUUGUUUCUAAAAAUAUUAAAAACGGAAAAGAAUGUUAUAACUCAAUUACUAUCAAAGGAGUGACAAAACAAUCAACAAGACUUGAUUACGACGAGUUGAUAGAAGAGAAAAAACUUGGUGAAGGCUCUUAUGGUGUUGUGUUUAAAGGCACAUUCAGAGGAAACACAGUAGCCAUCAAAAAGAUGAAAAACAGUAAUGAUGAUAACAAAUUAAUGAAAGAGUUUGAGAAGGAAGUUGCAAUGUUAGACAAGUUCAGAAAUGAGUAUAUUGUUCACUUCUAUGGCGCUGUGUUUAUUCCAAGUCACAUUUGCAUGGUUUCUGAAUUUGCAGAAUAUGGGAGUUUACAGGACUUGAUAAAACACAAAAAGAGUGAUGACAUCGAUAUGAAGUUGCGUGUCAAAAUGCUGUUGGAUGCAGCAAAAGGGAUUUUGUAUUUACACACAAAUGGGAUAUUACACAGAGACAUCAAACCAGACAACAUUCUUGUCUUCUCAAUUGAACUGAACGAUGAUGUCAAUGCAAAAUUGACCGACUUUGGAAGUGCAAGAAACGUCAAUAUGAUGAUGACCAACAUGACAUUUACUAAAGGUAUUGGAACACCAGUCUAUAUGGCGUUUGAAAUAUUGAAUAAACAACACUACAAAAAACCAGCCGACGUGUUUUCAUUUGCAAUUACUAUGUACGAGACAAUUUCAUGGAUAGACCCAUAUUUACAAGAAAAAUUUAAGUUUCCAUGGAAAAUAGCCGAAUUCAUUUCGUCAGGAAAACGAUUGAAGCGAAUAGACUCGAUACCUGUUAAUUUGUUUAAUAUUAUAAACAACAGUUGGCAACAAGAAUACAAAUUGAAGUUGUCGUGGAAACAAUUAAAACGUACUUUGAUGAUAAUUGAUUGUUUUGUGUUAGUUAAAGAUAAUUACUACAGUAAGACCUCGAUUAUUUCCAAACCUUGA
Messenger RNA from Entamoeba invadens IP1, 1338 nucleotides. Its product is annotated as tyrosine protein kinase, putative. Bases 1 to 1338 code for a protein of 445 amino acids. The record is from RefSeq and is a predicted model, not a curated record. Gene Ontology annotation, molecular function: ATP binding; protein kinase activity. NCBI's taxonomy places the organism in Eukaryota, Evosea, Mastigamoebida, Endamoebidae. Gene Ontology annotation, biological process: protein phosphorylation. The transcript has a single exon.